Siniperca chuatsi (mandarin fish) is the source of this 2320-nucleotide messenger RNA. Its product is annotated as low affinity immunoglobulin gamma Fc region receptor III-like. The record is from RefSeq and is a predicted model, not a curated record. Gene Ontology annotation, biological process: cell surface receptor signaling pathway. The transcript has 7 exons. The coding region runs from base 138 to 914 and encodes 258 amino acids. Gene Ontology annotation, molecular function: transmembrane signaling receptor activity. Lineage: Eukaryota; Metazoa; Chordata; Actinopteri; Centrarchiformes; Sinipercidae.
CUGAAGGACCAGACCCCGAGACGGGGACAGCUGGUCUACGCGCUGCAACACAGAAGCUGUGGCCUGCGUGACAUAUACUCCGACCCCUGGUGUGAUUCAGUCCCCCAGUCAGUCAGUCUUAUCAGCAGCCAAGCAGCAUGGCGUUAACAACACUCUGCGCCGUCGUUGCCGCUCUGAGAGUCCUUCCCAACAGAUCCCAGUUCUUCCAGUACGAGUCUGUCUCUCUGAGCUGUGGGCAGCAGGGAAACCCUUCUGAGUGGAGAGUUAACAGGAACACAUCCGUACACAGUAACGAAGAGUGUUUCUCAUCCUGGGAUAGAAUCGAUGCAUCCCACUGCUCCAUCGAUGCCCUUUACCCAUCAGACACCGGAGUGUACUGGUGUGAGUCUGCAGCAGGAGAGUGCAGCGAGGCCGCCAGCAUCACCGUGACCGCUGGCUCUGUGAUCCUGGAGAGUCCGGUGCUUCCUGUGACGGCGGGAGACGAUGUGACUCUGCGCUGCAGAAACAGGAUGACCUCCUCCUCCAACCUCACUACCGAUUUCUAUAAAGAUGGGUUUCUCAUCAGGAGCAGCUCUACAGGAAACCUGACCAUCCACAGUGUUUCUAAAUCUGAUGAAGGACUCUACAAGUGCAGCGUCCCUGGAGCUGGAGAAUCACCAGACAGCCGGCUGACCGUCAGAGCAGGACGCCCUGAGCUGCCUAAAUUCAAACGCAUUCUACUUCCUGUGGUGGUCGCCUGCCUCUUGCUGGUUUCAGUACUGCUGCUCUGCCUCUGGAGAAGCCAUAAAGGUCGAGUCGACGCUGAUGUCUCGUACACUGAUGUCAUCAUCACACAGGAAGUGCAACCCAACAGGAUCAGAGACGUGGAUGCUACACAGACCUUCUACUCUACAGUGAAACUGGGAAACACCUGACUGGAAACCACGGCACCGGUGCUGAUAUUUUUAUUUUUAAUGCAUGAAACAGAAGAAAUCUUCCAUGUGCUUUCAUGGGAAACAGAAACUCUCUGUUUCAUUGUCUAAAUAUAAUGAAGCAGAGCGUUCAGUGUCUGUUUUAGCAGUUUCCCCCACACUAACUUAUGGGCUUGUGAUGAAACUACAACCUGAAUAAAUCCCAUGAAAGCAGACACUGUGCCCCCAUGUUUACAUUGUCCUGACCUAUUUGUGGAAGGUGUUUCCAGGCUGGCCCUGAGUUUCUGUACGGAUAUUAAAAUGAAAUGUUUUCAGUAUCGUCCUUUCCUCGGGAACUAUAAUCUCCGAUGCUUCAUUGUGUCACGUUGACUGAAGACAAACAGAACUUAAGAAGUCUAUUUGGAUUUAAAUCAGUAAAUAUUUAAGCCAACAAGACUGAGAGUCUGAGCAAGCUCUUGGUACCUAUUUCAAUACUUUGAGUACAUUGGCAUAUUAUGUUAUGGCUAACAUGUUAGCAAAGCUAAUUUAUAUACCCAGCAGACACAGAGCAACGUUAGCAUCUCACUGGAGGCCGUCACUCCGAGUUACACAUUUACAGGACAUGUCGUCACUUGAUAAAUUUAUAUUAACAUUUACACUUACAGUUGCUGCUUUAACAUGACUUUGAAUCACUGAGUGGAGAGGAAAAACCGUAGCUUGACAUCAGAUAUAUUUUGGAAUCCAAACAAAGUACGUAAUGUGUUUUUUUUAGCUGACUGUUGUAGCUGCUAUUUAUAGCUGAUGAAACAGGAGUUUCCUCAUUCCACUUCACUUUGUCAGCCACAGGGAACUCCCUCCUGUUAUGUCUUUCUGACAUGGCUUUCACACAGACACUGAGCAAGCAGCGACGCGAUGAGUCAUUGGUUAAAAGACGUAUUUACAUUUAAAUAAAAACGGAGCUAUGUCAUAGUUUUAAACAUCUAGGUGAACAUUUCACUGACUAUAUUUCAGCUUGUAUUUAGGACCUGCUGCACAGUGAACUAUAGUCAUUUAAGGGCUGUUUAAGGGUUUUAUGUAACACAGAAAAAAGUCCAAAAACCUUUAAUCCAGAUGUGCAGACAUCCUGUGACCCGCACGUCACCAAACCAACAACCCUUCUCAAAUGUUAAACUUGCUGCUGUGGCUUUGACUUGUGAUUUUCAAAUGUGACACCAUCAUGCCAGCACACUGAAGAAAGGGGCUUACAGCUGCCCCCCAAAAACCCCUUAAAGCUGUUUACCAGAAACUGACUCAUCGAAUACAAUAAACAGAGAACGGACACUCGGGGAAAUAACAGUAAAUAAUCACGUUUCCCUCAGUGGCGUCAUCACCGGGAAGAACACUGUAGCUUCUUUGUAAAGAUCACAUCAAUAAAGGUUUUGUUGUCAACA